Sesamum indicum (sesame) is the source of this 1752-nucleotide messenger RNA. Its product is annotated as cytochrome P450 CYP72A219-like. The record is from RefSeq and is a predicted model, not a curated record. Gene Ontology annotation, molecular function: oxidoreductase activity, acting on paired donors, with incorporation or reduction of molecular oxygen; monooxygenase activity; heme binding. NCBI's taxonomy places the organism in Eukaryota, Viridiplantae, Streptophyta, Magnoliopsida, Lamiales, Pedaliaceae.
CCCUCAUCUUCCUCACCAAACAGUAACCAAUAUGCUGGGAUCUAUCCUCAUUGUUGCAGUGUUGGCACUUGUGCUUCAGGCAGCAUGGAGAUUCCUGGAUACGUAUUGGUUCCAGCCCAAGAAAUUGGAGAAAAUCCUAAGAAAACAAGGCCUGAUAGGCAACCCUUACAGGUUUUUCUUCGGAGAUGCCAGGGAAACCGGCAAAAUGUUCAAGGAAACCUACUCCAAGCCCAUCGGCAUCACCGACGACAUUACACCUCGUGUCCUGCCCUUCAUUACCAAGACCUUAAAGACAUACGGUAAAAAAUCAUUCAUAUGGGUGGGGCCGAAGCCAGUUGUUUUCAUCUUCGACCUGGAGAUGAUGAAAGUUAUAUUGACGAAAUACAUUCCGUUUCAAAAGUCGUUCAAGGCAUCAAAUCCGAUAUUCAAGAGGCUGGUGGGAGGACUAAUUGUGUAUGAAGGCGAACAGUGGAGCAAGAACAGAAAGAAGCUGAACCCGGCUUUUCACUUGGACAAGUUGAAGGAGAUAGUGGGUACGAUGCAAAACCAGGGACAGGAAACUCUGGAUGAAUGGACGAGUAUGAUGCCUAAGGAUGGAUCUCCCCUUGCGCUUGAUGUUUACCCUUAUCUCAAACAGUACACAGGCUGUGUGGUAUCAUGGGCAUUGUUCAGCACCGCACCCACUCCAAUAGUCAAAAGGACUUUCACUAUCAUCUCCGAGCUCACACAUAUUUCCAAUCAGGCUCAGCCUUUUAUCAUUCCUGGAGAGCAGUUCUUUCUCAAGAAAUAUAAGAAGGCCAACGAAAUUGAGGACGAAUUAACAGCUACAUUCACGCACAUGGCUGAGGAAAGGUUAGCGCAGAGAAGGGCAGGAGAAAACAAAGGUGAACCCGACUUAUUUGACUUGUUAGUGGAUGAACUAGAAGAAGUAGACAUCAAAGACAAGAAUGGUCGUGCCGCCGCCAUUUAUGAGAUCAUUCAACAGUGCAAGCUGUUCUACGUAGCUGGUCACGAAACCACUGCUAAUCUCAUCUCUUGGACCAUUAUCAUGCUUUCCUAUCACAAACAAUGGCAAGUUCGCGCCAGAGAAGAGAUUUUCCAACUCUUGGGCGACAGGAAGAACAUCACUGCUGAUGACAUUGCCAACCUGAAAUACGUGAAUAUGAUUGUGAACGAGACGUUGCGUUUGUUCCCUCCAGCAAUUGAGCUGACAAGAGUAGUUGAAGAAGAAACAACCGUGGGAGACCUAGUCCUACCCAAAGGCUCAAUGGUAAUGAUGCCCGUACUUUUACUGCAUCGGGACCCCAAAAUAUGGGGCGACGACGCGAAUGAGUUCAGGCCCGACAGGUUUGCUGAAGGAGUGCUGAAAGCUGCCAAUGGUCAUUCCGCAUUCUUACCCUUCGGCUGGGGUGUGCGAACUUGCAUUGGGGCAAACUUGGCAUCCUUAGAGGCCAAAUCGUUUAUUACAUUGUUUCUGCGCAACUUCAGCUUCGACCUCUCACCAACGUACGCACACUCACCUAUGGUUACAUUGCUCCUGCAACCACAGCACGAUGUCCCCAUAAUUAUGCGCAAGCUCUAGACGAGAAUAUUGUUGAGGGGAUUGGUCGAUCAUCGCUCUCUAAAUAUUGGCUAAUUUAAAUUAAUAUCUCUGGCAUGAAUAUAAGCUACACUGCAUGCAGUGUGUGAAAAUACUUCUAUGAGAUAUAUAAAUAAAUGUGUGCUUUACUACCUAAGUUAUUUUCGAUUUCA